AUGAGAUAUGCCGCCACCACAACAUUUGAUGAAUCUGGAUUUCCAAUUUAUAGACGUCGGAAGAAAGAUUUUACCAAGGCUACAGCUGGAAAAGAACAGCAUUUGGACAAUAAGUGGGUUGUUCCGUAUAACCGCGACUUACUGGUGAAAUUUCAAUGUGAUAUAAAUGUUGAGAUCUGUUGUCAUGCACGUAGUAUCAAAUACAUCUUCAAGUACUGUCUCAAAGGUCAUGAUCGAGCUACAGUUGAGAUAAAGAACCGAAAAAAGGAUACUGCCGAGUCCAGUAAAGACUCUCCUGUAGAUGAGAUUAACCAAUAUUUUGAUGGUAGAUAUAUAUGUGCAUGUGAGGCAGCCUAUCGCAUAUUUGGUUUUAACAUACACUAUCGUACACACUCUGUUCAGCGUCUGUCAUUUCAUUUACCAGGGGAAAGAAUUUGCACAUUCAAAGAUAGUGAUCCAUUACCAAAGGUGAUUGCAAGGGAGAGAAAAAAAAGCAGUCAGUUGGAAGCUUUUUUUGCACUGAAUGCUACUGAUCCAGAAGCUAGGAAAUUAACAUACGACGAGAUCCCUAGACAUUAUGUGUGGAAUGACCUUGAUACAGUUUGGAAUGAGGCCUGUAAAGAGUAUGGACUCCUUGACGAUGAUAAUGAAUGGCACCAAGUCCUGCAGCAAUGUUCAAGUUGUGGAUUAGCUCCCCAAAUCCGUGAACUUUUUGUACACAUCAUGGUGAAUUGUCGUGUCACUGAUUUGAAGAAAUUAUGGAAUGACCAUUCUGUGCACAUGACUGAUGAUAUUGUUUUAAUUAGAAGAAAAGUCAGUGGGAAUCCCAAUUUGGUGCUGAAUGAGAAACAAAUAGAGUACUUUGCCCUUGCAGAAAUUCACAAACUACUCAAGUCUAUUGGGAAGUCAUUGAACGAUUUCAAUGACAUGCCUCAGCCGCCUAGAAAUUAUUUAGACUGUGAUCUGAAUAAUCUAAUCAUUGAGGAGACAUCUUACAAUCUUGAUCAGAUGGCAGAGGAGCACAAGUCUCUAAUUUCUGAAAUGAAUGAAGAACAAUUGCAGGUGUACAACGCAAUAAUGGAUUCACUACAGAAGACUGAUGGUGGUUUUUUUUUUGUUUACGGAAGUGGAGGCUGUGGGAUGACUUAUUUAUGGAAGACCUUGAUAUCAAAGUUGCGCUCCGAGAGCUUGAUAGUUCUUCCUGUUGCUUCGUCCGGUAUUGCUGCAACUCUGCUGCCAGGUGGCAGAACAGCGCACACCAGAUUUAAGAUUCCUAUUAUGUUGGAUGAUUGUUCUACAUGCAACAUAGCUCAGCAGUCAGAUAUUGCACAGUUGCUGCACCGUACCUCGGAGACCCGGAUCGUUCUCUGCGUGAUAUCAUGA
Molecule: messenger RNA, 1383 nt
Organism: Daucus carota subsp. sativus
Lineage: Eukaryota; Viridiplantae; Streptophyta; Magnoliopsida; Apiales; Apiaceae
Exons: 4
Coding region: 1-1383 (460 amino acids)
Biological process (GO): DNA repair; telomere maintenance
Molecular function (GO): DNA helicase activity
Source: RefSeq, a predicted model, not a curated record